Messenger RNA from Silurus meridionalis, 3780 nucleotides. It is a transcript of the gene b3gnt2b, whose product is annotated as UDP-GlcNAc:betaGal beta-1,3-N-acetylglucosaminyltransferase 2b. The record is from RefSeq and is a predicted model, not a curated record. Gene Ontology annotation, cellular component: membrane. Lineage: Eukaryota; Metazoa; Chordata; Actinopteri; Siluriformes; Siluridae. Gene Ontology annotation, molecular function: hexosyltransferase activity.
AGUAGAUUUACAGAGACAAUUUAUUUGCUGUUUUUCCCCUAAUCGUGUUCAGCUGUUCUAGUCUGUUUGUGGUCAAAUGGGAUUUGGUGUGGGUCUCGAAAGUACUUCUCAUGUCAUGAGGGAUUAGAAAUACAGAGCACAUGAUGGUUAUAAAAUAUGUUGAUUUAGAUCAAGUGGAACAGCACAAGGUGUCAUAAGACUGAGAUGUAGGGACCGUGAAAAUGAGCACAAUCGAGAAAAAAAUGAAAGGGUUGAAAAAGAAAAUAGGGUUGGUUUAGUUGUGUGUGAGGAAGAAGGAGCCUGCACACACAACAUGGAGAUUGAGAUCAUAAAUGCAACCAUGCUGUAGACCAACUUGUCUGGUUGCUAAGACAAGGUUGCCUUAGGUCAUAAGAGUGAGCAUGUGUGCGAGAGAGAGAGAGAGAGAGAGAGAGAGAGAGAGUUUCAGGGUGUUCAGCUUCAACCCAAGCUUCAUGUGGAGCAACCCUUGGCCAAGCUUUGUUUAUUGAAAUACUCAAAUUUAUGAAAAUAUUUUUGACGCUAUUUAAAUGCAUGAUUUUCCCCGGGUGUCUUCCUCAGUGUUUAACGAUUUAUCUUUGUGUUGAUUUGUCAUCUAACAUGUCUCUCUGCAUCUCCUUUGCACAGGUGGUGAACGCUGGCACAAUGCACGGACCUCGGAGAAAGCUAAAGCUCAUUGUGAUGACUAUAAUGACCGCGUUCAUCUUCAUCAUAGUGGAAAUUUCGAGAAGCACCAACCAGCAUAAAAAUGAUCAGAAAGUUCGAAUCCCCACCAAACCGUUUUGGGCCAAACUGGCCCCCAACAACGCUUUCUGGAACCGGCAGCAGCAAAAACUGGACCAUUUGAACAAUCCGAUCCUGAAAGAUCCAAACGCCACACUCGGAGUUCUUCCGGAUUGGCUGAACGACACGGUCACUGAAGACCUCUGCAAGCCGGACCUCCAAGUCAUGACACAAGUGAAGAAUUUCAGCUUGCUCCCGGAUCGUUUUAAACACUUUUUGUUGUAUAUGCGGUGCAGGACGUAUCGCAUGGUUGUGGACCAGCCUCAACUUUGCAAAGAGGAGCCAUUUCUGCUUCUAGCCAUCAAAUCAUUGGCGUCACAUUUUGACCGACGCCAGGCGAUACGAGAGUCUUGGGGGCGAGGCGGUCGCUUGGCAAACAAGACCAUCCUGACUAUAUUUCUCCUCGGCAACACCACCGCGGAAGACCUUCCGGACUUAUCGCCAAUGUUAGCGUACGAGAGCUCCAUGUAUGGAGACAUCCUCCAGUGGGACUACAGGGACUCCUUUUUUAACUUGACCAUCAAAGAGGUCCUUUUCCUUGAGUGGUUCAGCACUCGCUGUCCGAAUGCGAGCUUCAUAUUCAAGGGUGACGACGAUGUCUUUGUCAACACUUUUCUUAUCCUAGACUUCAAGGGUCUGUCCCCUGCCAAGGCCCGUGACCUGUUUGUCGGGGAUGUAAUAACGAAUGCCGGACCUCACCGGGACAAGAAGGUUAAGUACUACAUCCCGGAGAGCAUUUACGUAGGGGGUUACCCACCAUACGCCGGUGGUGGUGGGUACCUUUACUCCGGAAAAGUGGCCCAGAGGCUUCACGGGAUCAUGAACAGGGUGCCGUUGUACCCCAUUGACGACGUCUACACGGGGAUGUGCCUUCGGAAGCUGGGACUCCCAGAGAAGCACAAGGGAUUCCGUACUUUCGGCAUCGAGGAGAAAUAUCGGAACAACCCGUGCGCCUAUAAAAGCCUGAUGCUGGUUCACCCAAGAAAUCCACAGGACAUGAUAAAAAUAUGGGCGUGGCUUAGCGAGCCCAGUUUAAAUUGUCAUUAAAUCUUCACAUGUGGCCUUUCAACAACUUCAACUAGUCUGUAUUUGGCAGCUAUGAUGAUUAUUGUUAUUAUUAUUAUUAUUAUUAUUGAUCAUGUGUGAGAGCCGAUCUAAGCCUGUUUAUGAUCAAAGCUGAUGGAGAACUUUUCAAUAGUGUUACAGGUUUUUACACACUGAUCCGUCACAGCGAUUUAUAUCCCGGUGGAGUUUAUGCUAAAGACCGUGAGAAUCGUGGGAAAGUUCAGCUGGGUUGAACUUUGGCACAGUAAACACCAUAAUCGAGCGUGUUUUGUUCUAUCUUCUGGCUGUGUGAUCUAGAACAGCAAGUGCUGCUUUUUUUCUUUUCUUGUUCUUGUUUUUUUUUUUUUUUGGUUCCUCCCAAAGCUUGAAUCAUGAAGGUAAAGCUAUAGGACCCGUGAUAAUCAGCACCACUUGAUUAAUAUAUUGUGAAACUGUUUGCUUAUCAUUGCGGUGGUGCUGAUUCUCACACUUUUUUUGUUUUGUUUGUUUGUUUCCAAGGUUCAUUGCGUGUCACUGAUGUUUGAUUUGUCCCCAAAUACUGUUUUUUGUUUAUAAAAAAAAAAAAAAAAAGCACAUGAAGAAGAAUGAAACGGGUUCGCUGCGUUUUCAGUCGGUGUGUAAGUAUUGUGGGUGAGGAAAGUGAUUUUUCUUGGUUAUGUCUAAUUACUGAUUUUAAAUGGAGCUAUUGUAUUUAUCACAGGUUAUUUAUUCGUUUGCACAGUUUUUUUUUUGUUUUUUUUUUUUAGGUUUUUGAAUGUAAUCGAUGCAACACAUUGUCUGUCUAGCCAAAGUGCAUCAUGCUGCAUCCACGUGAUUCCGUUCAGCUCUUCCAAUGGAAGCUGUGCGACACCAAAAAACACUCGUGCCUUUCAAUGAGAAACUAGCUUUCUUAUUUCAGUAUUUUCCCGAAUGGACCAGGAUAUGGAAUGAGAAAAGAUUGGGCAAUUCCAUUUGUUUAUUAUUUGCUCUAUGGGUUUGUUUAUCAGAGACCCAUGUGCUUAUCUUUAUUCCCGUCCCAUGACUCCAUAUCGGCCGCUCUCACUGUUCUGUAACCACCGGGGCAUGUCCAAGGUCUUAUCUAUUUUAGUUACACCUGCUGGCUAGGUGUUGCAAGCACACCCUGCUCACAUUUAUCUAAUUUUUUUUUUUUUUUUUUUUUUUUUUUUUUCCUCGAAUCAAGACACUGGAUUCCUCUUAUUCCGAAAUCUGAGUGCAGUGUUGAGUGGAUGCACUGUCUGACCGUGUUUUCCUCUGCUGAACCAAAAUAGAGCAUUGUACCUGCUUGCAGUUUCCUCUGAAGUAAUGUUUACACAUCAGGAUAGAGAUAUGAACGGUAAACGCCCAUAUUUAUAGAUGAGUUAGAUUGUACGGCUACCAGACUUUCCAGCUGGAGUUCUGGCUUUGGAAUCUUGCAGUUCGUGAAGCAGGACUGUGCGGAUUUGCCGUACCGAUCAAUUUGAACGAUCGUGACCUAUGGGUUUAUAUUUUUCAUAUCGCAUUAAAGUUCAGCAGUCACUUUUAUACCUGUUUCUGCCUGAAAUAUCUUUGGAAACUAUAAUAAAAAUAAUAACCCUGGAACUUCCUGACCAAAAGAUACAUUUAUUUGAUUAAAUGCGCGACAAAGUUUUAUUUGUGAUUUAUGUAUAAUUAGGAGAAAGUCCUGGAAGGCAACUCCAUAUUUGUUGUAACUGUAAAACGCAUCGAGAAGUCGUACGAGGCUGCAACGAAAAAACCAAACUCAUCAUCAUUUUAUAACGACGAGAAAGAAAGCCUUUUUUUUUACGCGGUUCUGCCUGUAUUUCUCCUACUGUUUUUCUUUAUCGCUGACUCUUUGUCUAUUUGUAACUUGACACGCACAUGCACAUUGUUUGUUUUUCUGUAUGAUUUAAAUAAAAGACAAUUGAAAUGUUUGUA